AUGGAGAAGGAAAUGAAAGAGAAACUGAGGAUGGAGUAUUUCCGAAGACUAAGGUUGGAAAGCUUCCUGAAUCUUCAUCCCGCGCUAAAACGUCUUUGUCCUUUAUGCAUUAACAAAGAAAAACUACUAGCUUCAGUAAAUGAAUCUAAUCCACUCCAACAAGGUCAGCAUAAAAAUAAUACAAAGAAUGGGGAAAAGAUGGAACCCAGGAGAAGAUGCGGUGUUCCUGACCGUCGAGGAUUACAUCUGAAUGUUUCAUAUGUUAGACUUGGAAAAAGAAGUCUUUACUGGACAAUAUACCACGGAUCCAAAUGGUAUAAGAAAGACUUGACGUACAACAUCAACACUCCACCGAAAUAUCCUAAUAAACAUCAACUGGAGUAUGUGAUAACCGCUGCCUUGCGGGCAUGGGAACGAGUCACACAGUUGACAUUCACUCGCAAGAGACGCGGCCCGGUUGACAUAGAAGUAAAUUUUCUCACUGGUAGACAUGGCGACGGUAGUCCAUUUGAUGGAAAUGGUGGCAUUCUGGCGCAUGCAUUCUUUCCCUACGACAACUCACCGGGUCUAUCAGGUGAUGCCCACUUUGAUGCGGACGAAGACUGGGGUUCGAGAAAUUUCAUCAACAGAAAUGCUGAACUCUACUGCGUUGCUGUACAUGAAUUUGGACACAGCCUUGGGCUGAUGCAUUCCCGAUGGCCCCUGUCUAUCAUGUGGCCAUGGAUGAAAGGAGACUGUACCCUGUCCAAAUUUGACAUUGCUGUCAUCCAAACGAUUUAUGGUGUCGCUAAAGGAGGAAUAUUUCCAAGACGUCCUUUUUUCUUCUUCCGGACCUUGCCAUCAUCGUCCUCAUCAUCAUCAUUGCCGUCAUCCCCAUCGUUGCCAAGCAAACCAAAAUCGACGGCGACAUCGCAGCCAUCAACUGCAUUGCCAUCAACAAUACUAUCGCAUGACACAACACAUGUGACCAGAGAAGUAUUAACACACGUGACUACAGGAGAAUCAACACACAUGACCACAGGAGAAUCAAUACACGUGACCAGAGGAACAUCAACACAUGUGACCACAGGAGCAUCGACACAGGUGACCACGAGCGCAGCAACCCCCGGAAUCGAACGCAAAACACGCGCGACCAGACCUUCAACCCAUGUGGCUAGACCUAAAACAAGCAAGGACAAACAAUCAACUCCACACGUGACAGAACACACUGUACGCUUGACUAGACGAAAAACGCAGGGAACCAGACCAACAACACACGUCACCAGAUCAACCGCACACGUGUCCAGCCGUAAAACAGACAAGUCUGGACCAUUAACAACACAUGUGAUUAGCCGAACAGAACACGAAACCAGAAAUGCAAACCACGUGACUAGACCAACAACACACGUGACCAAAUCAAUCUCACUCGUGUCCAGCCGUAAAACAGACAAGUCUGGACCAUUAACAACACGUGCGACCAGACGAACAGAACGAGUCACCAGAAAUGCAAACCACGUGACUAGACGAACAACAGAUGUGACGAGGCGAGCGAAAGAUGUAACCAGACCAACACAUGUGAUCAGUUCUAAAACUGACAGAUUUAUACCAUUAACAACACACGUGACCAGACGAACAGCAUACGUAACCAAACCAACAGCACACGUGACCAAGCCAACAGCACACGUGACCAAGCCAACAGCACACGCGACCAAGCCAACACCAGAUUUGACUAAACCAACACACGUGACCAGACGUAUAACAAAUGCAACUACUAGGGUCUCGUUAAACAUGACUACGACACCAGAGUCCGCAGAAACGGGUAACAGUAUUAUUAUUACUGCCAAGAGAACAGCAGCAACAGUAACAACAUCAUCUAAAACGACAAAAACAACAGCAACAACAGCAGCAGCAGCAACCGCGGCAGUGUAUUCGGCAUCGUUCGAAACCGAGGCCCCCACUAAUCAGGAUGUGACAGCAGGAUCUGAACGCCUGGCACAAACAUCUUCGCCAAACGAUCGAACAAAGGAACAUGUCUCAUCCACACUGCUUGAAGGGAACCGUACGCCAACUGAAUAUUUGUUGGCAAGGGAGACACCACCACCACCACCGUCAUCAUCAUCAUCAUCAUCAUCAUCGUCGUCGUCGUCUUUGCCGAAUGUUCGGUCAACACGCAAUGUAAAGGCAAAGACAACACAAUUUAUUUUGGGCCGGUCGACCCAGAUCACAGAGAAAGUUCGUGAUGCUGUGGGGGAAGAGAGUUCUUUACCAACGCCGCCGCCACCA
Molecule: messenger RNA, 2262 nt
Organism: Octopus sinensis (East Asian common octopus)
Lineage: Eukaryota; Metazoa; Mollusca; Cephalopoda; Octopoda; Octopodidae
Product: mucin-5B-like
Exons: 7
Biological process (GO): collagen catabolic process; extracellular matrix organization; proteolysis
Cellular component (GO): extracellular matrix
Molecular function (GO): zinc ion binding; metalloendopeptidase activity
Source: RefSeq, a predicted model, not a curated record